AUGUCGGUUGUCACGGACGUGGAAAAUGGCGAAAUCCAUACGCCAUAUAGUUUUGAGAUUCCCCAUGCCUUUAUCUACAACGAUUCCAAACGACGGAUAUCUAGAUACUGUGGACCUUACAUGGAGCUUGUCCAGCAGUUUGCCAGGACCCAGCACUACCAGCUGUUUCUCGACCCGAUCGAGAGUUUGCCCAAGAAGUCGCUGCUCGAGGAGGAUAUUGUGGAAGGUGUGUACAAUCUCUCACUCCACGGAAUAAUAAUGCGACCUGACAGCCUGGGCGAUCACUCCGAGAGGAUUCGGUACAGUUACCCCCUGGAGGUGAUGACCAAUUGUGUGAUGGUGCCACUGGCUCCGGAGCUGCCCAAAUGGAUGUACGUGGUGUGGCCUCUGGGCAGGUACAUCUGGACGUGCCUCUUCCUGGGUAUCUUCUACUUGGCUCUGAUGCUGAAGUACGUGCACUGGCGGGAGCAUCACAGCAUAUCUCGCGACUACACCCGCAACGUGCUCCAGGCCAUGGCCAUUCUGAUGUUUAGUCCCAAUAUGAACAUGGCCCUUAAGUUGAAACACGCCUCCCUACGGGUGAUCAUCUUCUACACCUUGCUCUUCGUCUUUGGCUUCAUCAUUACCAACUAUCACAUCAGUCACAUGACGGUCUACGACAUGAGGCCUGUUUUCGUUCGCCCCAUCGAUUCAUGGUCAGAUUUGAUUCGUUCCCGAUUGCGAAUUGUAAUUCCAGAAAUAUUGCUGGAAGAGCUGCGCCUUAUCUCGGAGGUGGACACGGCUCCCCUGGAGCCACAAUUCGACUCGCACAGCUGACAGGACUACCAGGCCCUGCUCUCGAGUCCUUCGCGUCUACACGCCUACGUGGUCACUCAAGAUGCUUGGCGGUUCUUUAAUCGGCAGCAGCGAGUGCUCAUUCAGCCAUAUUUUCACCUGUCCCAGGUGUGUUUUGGUGGCCUGUUCAAUGCCCUGCCCAUGAGGAUCAAUGCCAGCUUUGCUCAUUCCCUGGACCACUUUAUACUCAAUGCCUGGCAGGCCGGACUAUGGACGCACUGGGAGGAGGUGGCCUUCUACAACGCGCGGCUGGCAGGCUAUGCAAAAAUAUUUCUGGAUACCUACCCCGUGGAGCCAUUGGAUCUACAGUUCUUUUUGACGGGCUGGAUCGUUUUAGCUUUAGGAAUACCACUUAGUACUCUGGUCUGGUGUUUGGAGAUUUACGUCCAUCGAUGGAGGGCAAGGAGGCUUCAAUACGAUCGAUUUGAGUGCUACGAUGGUUAGUUUUAAUCUUUUAAGUUUAUAGCAUAAUGCCUCUGAAAUUCAAUCAAGUAAAAUUCAUUAUGUUCACAAAUAGCAGUCAAGGGAUUAAUUACCAAAAACCAGACGUGCUUGAGUCUCUG
Messenger RNA from Drosophila ananassae, 1397 nucleotides. RefSeq lists its product as uncharacterized. The transcript has a single exon. NCBI's taxonomy places the organism in Eukaryota, Metazoa, Arthropoda, Insecta, Diptera, Drosophilidae. The record is from RefSeq and is a predicted model, not a curated record.